AUGCAGGCUGUCGCUGCGUCCCCUAUGCACCUGCACUCGGCACCGACCGCUGGGCGUGUGCCCAUUCGCGGGGAUCUUCCGAAUCCCCAGGAUGUGCAGGCUGCUCACUCGUAUGGAGCUUCACGGGUCGUUCCUCCGCACCAGCCGGCAUUUUCUGGACGAACGGUGCCACCUCCCCGGAUAUCACCGCGCGGCGAUCAAGGUUUUACUGGCGCAGUGCGGCGAUCAAGAUCCCCGCCUCGAGAAGAGAGGCCUCCAAGCGCAAUGGAUGUUGAUUUUGAGGGAGUCGAGGAAAUUCGUGGUUCCCGGAUUAGCGGGCAGAUAGCCGUGAGAUAUGUGGCUCCACUAGAAACAAGAUCGGCACCUACAUAUCCACACGCGGUGCCCAAGAUUGCAGCACUUCCAGGAGCACAAGGUCCCUUCAGCCCUAGAACACAAGCGCUGAAAAACAUGGAAGCACGUGGACGAAGGCAGCAGCAUGCUGACGAGCGGCAUGCGCGUUCGCACGCACAUUCGCGGCACCAUCAUGCUUUGCCGCGUGGCGCCGGAGACAACAGAAACAACAAUGUUUCGCCACCUUCGCAGCCACGACACCAGCAUCCUCAGAAAGUAGACGACAGCAAAAAGGAGUUGAGCUUCCUCGAGCGGGCACUUACGAUUCCAGCAGAACAGGCGCCGCAGCUCCUGCUUCGGACCGACACCCUGGCACCCUCGAGGCGCGUGAAGCCUGUAGAACCAGCACAUCGCCCACCAGGCUCGCCGAAACCACGCUUGGAUACUCCGUACCAGGUCAAGAGACAUACUCUACUGGGAAAUAUUCCCAAGAUUAACAUUUUUUCGCCCAAGAGCGCUCUGAAACGAAUCAACGAGGUGCCUGCUUCUGCUAGUGAGCCCGCGGAGGGGGAUGAAGUUGAAAGUUAUCAUCAGAACGUCCAGCACCAGAAAAAGCGCCGCAUGGUAAAUGCCGAAGGUGAGGCAGCGUUUGAGUCUUCUCAAUCGGGGCUCUUUGAUUCUCCGACGGAGACAGCGCACGUAGAUAACGCACGUGGCGAUGAAAGCUGCUUCUCUUUUGAGCCCGAGUAUCCGAGUGCAUCUUCUGGCAACGCUCUCCUGACCGAAGGUGACGAAGACAGCAUCGUUGAGCAGACUGGAAAGGAAGGUCGGAGUUGUAGAAAUGUUAAAGAGCCAAUUUCCGCUGCUCCACAGCCUCACAUCUCGCAGCACUUGGCGCAGGGACGUGAGACUCCCGAGGACUAUUUUAACCAUGUGACUCAGUCAGAGCUGCGCAGCAAGGAUACCGCUGCUCCAGAAUCCUCUUGCGGCACGCAAGCCGCAAAGGAGCAGGAAGCUGUCAGAGAAUCCUGGCCGGUUUUCGCGUUUAACGGAAACGAGGAGCAAAUUGAGUCAUGUUCGCAGGACGACGAAGGCGCUGGGUCGCUCUCGACUCCGGAUCAGGUCCUGGAAACUGACUCGGUGCCAGCCGGUCGCGCUUUCCCACAGUCGGUUGUAGAGGCAGCCUUGCCCGACUUGGUUCAUCAAACGAGUAACCUCGACGUGGCCGAGCUCGUCGCGGAGGAAGGCGGGAGCCACCAAUUCAUGACCAACCCUUCGGCGCAUGGGGUGCUGCGCAGCAAUAGCUGUUCGUCGGCUCCGCGGACGUCCAACUAUAACAUGGGAGUCGAUCAUCUUCAAGGGUAUGGGAUGGAUGUUGCCGCGUUACUCCGGGACUCCUUAGAUGAGAUGUCAGAGAACGACCAAGAACACGACGCAACUUUUACAACACAGGCCACUGUUACACUUGCAGAGGCCAGAUCUGGUGCGUCGCCUAUCGCAGGCUUCUUGGUCGUUCAGGACAGCGAUGUGGAUGCUGAGGCAGUGAUGUACAACAACAAAAGCACUAGUGUUUUCGCCAACAGUGCCUUUCCUUCGCACAGGGAGAUGCAUUCCUUGGACCUGGGAUCUUUGCUCGAAACCGACAACAGUGAGAGAGCGGGUACGACGUGUUCGUCCCAAGACGGUGGAGCUCCGAGGCUGAAGCUGUCGCCGAGAAACCUCGAUAUGCUACCUCGGGUUCAGACGGCAACUCAAGCAAACGCGGCUGCUGCCUGGACAAGCGCUGGAGGACCGCCGCAGUUGCGAAACGACUCAUCUAGUGCGUCCUUGAAUACUGAAGUUGAAGUCAUUACGUAUUUGCCAUCUACCGUCGCAAACAUGGUAAGCCCACCGCCCUCAGUUGUGGGUGGGGCCAUUGAGACGCAGUCGACCGCUCUGGGAUCUGCUAGUCAAGGCGGCGGUUCCUCCUCUGAACGGGACCAUCAGAUGAUCCCAGAGUCCCGUACGGAGCAUCCGACAGCUUCUGAAGAUGUCUCAACUGACAUGUCGCGCAGAGAAGUAUCAACUGGCCCGACAAACGUGAAGAACCGAAUCAAGAUGUUCGAGAACCUCUCACAUGGGGAUUCUCCCCGCACUGGCACCUCACCGAGAGCGGCUGCAUGUCCAAAAAAGCUAAACAUUCCGACUGCCUUCAAUAGUCCGCAUCACGAUCAUAUUGACUCCACACCUCCCGGACAUCAUGCUCGCGCUUCCUCCUCCGCCAAGCCCGUGGAAGUGUCUGAGAAGAAGAGGGAUCACGUCGAGGAGUCAGUCUCGAUCUCGAAUACGAAAAACUCUGGUAGUACUGGAAAAGUACUAGAUGACGGGCAGUCCUCUCAGGAGGAUGUUGUGCCAACGCGUGCAUUCGACACCGCGGCUUUCAUAGUACCUGCACCAAAGGCUUUUCCAGAUGCCGGCUUCGUGGAUAUGGAUGGUGGCGGCUUCUACCAAGACGGCCCCUUCCACCUCUCUGACGCUCUGCCUCGGGUCCCGCGGCAAACGCAGGCGAAGCAGGACGAGGAACGGUUCCACAAGAGCUUUGCGGAGCGUGCACUCGCAAGACUGCAGGAUGGGCUCGACAUGCACGCAGAGCAUGAAGAGGAACUGCAGGAACUGGCGGAAAUGAUGGGACUGGACGUGGAUGAACUGCGGCGCAGCCAUCAGUUUCGUAAUUCCACCAACUUCGCGCUGAACGCCGCAGCCCUGGGAACGGCCGACACGCUGGGGGAGACCCCGCGAAGCGCCAGCAGCAGUGGAAAGGGAGUCAUUGCCGGCGAAAUGGAUGUGGAUCAGAGUGUCUUUCAUGUGGGCGACGACUUGUCACAUUUGGCGCGCAACAGGUUGUUGCUAGAGCAGGUGCAAAAACACGCGGAGGUGCUUGGCAUGUCGCCGGCUGAAGUCCUGAGGGAACAGUUGGAACAUGACCAAGUCGAGCAUCAACAGGCGCUCAAUCACGCGCGCCGCGCGUCUGCCACCGGAGAAACAACAAUCGGCAUGGGAGCAGGGGUCUUCAACAGUGCUACUAGACCGGAAACGACGGAGGCGACUCCAGAGCAUCAGGUCAUGAUGCAACUAGCGCUUCUCCAGAUUCUCGUUGCGAGCGAGGGAGCAUUCCGCAAAUCCUCUAUCUCGGAGGGAAAGUACAACUACAUCGCCAUCCCGGCAAGCAUGGGUGAGGAAGCGGUUCGUGCCGCCUCAGACAAGUACUCAACAAAGCACCCCCACGAGAACCACGAACAGCAGCAUCAGCAACAUCGGCAAUCACACCAUAACCAGCUGCAACAGCACCAUAAAAACAAAAAGCGUCAACACCAGCAGCAGCAUCAUCGGCAACGACGGCAUUCGUCCUACCAUAGGCACAACAGUGUAAUAGCGCAAGGCGCUGCGCAGGAUGCAUAUGCGCUCGACGUCGACGAACUGACCGCGAAGAUGGCACAGUUGCGCCUUGACUCAGUAAGCGAGGAAGCUCAUCAUGGAGUGUCAUCAUCAGCAGGUCAUUCUGAGUCCGUGGAGGAAAUGCAGGCCGCCAUGGGUUUGAACGGGCGCCAGGAUGCGGCGUUACAGCACGAGCAGCGCCGUGAGCGCGAAGCGCAAGCGGAGAAGCUAGAAUCUCUGCGCGCUGGCGUCGCCGAGCUCGCAGAAGAUGCGGCUCACGCUGCAGCCGAACUCGCGGAGCACCAGGCCGACGAGUCUCAUGACCAUGCGGAGCACGACCAAGUCGAAAAUCGUGCUCCGCAGGGUCAUGAGACUCGUGCGCAGAUGUCGCACAUGAAGAAUGCGAAUCAUGACGAUGAAGAAGCGCAUUUGGAGCAUUUGGAAGAUAUGCACAAGCUGAUGGACAGUAGUAAACGUCUCAGUGGCUCCAUCUUGCACGCAACGGUGGGCGAACUCUCCGAAGACUCCGGUGACGAGGACCGAGCUGCCUUCCACGCGUUGGCCAGGCGUUCCCAGAAUUUGCUAGAGCAAGUGGACCGCAUUCUUCGUCUCAGACCCAUGCAGAGGGCCUAUAACCGCUUGCGCAUGAUUCGUGCGCUUCGCGGAGGUCAUCUGGAAGCGACAGCCUCUUCGUACUCUGGAGGCGCUGAAAAGAGUGCCGCUGAGAAGAAGAUUAUAUACAACAACAGCAGCGACCUUGGAGGAGGCUACGAACUGCUUGCUGGAGGAGCAAACCGCUUUUCUCCCUCGUGGAAUGCAGAUUUGCGGCAACCCCUCGUGAAGGGAGCAGAGGGUGAAGCCGCUGCGCCACAGGAGGAAGGCGGAGAAGACGGCGAACAAAGUCAAGAGCAAUUCCUUUACUAUGACUCGCCUUCUGGAACAUCGGGCGGCGUCCCGAGUGAGGAACUCAGCCCUGCACUGCACGAGAGGACGCUAGAGGUAGGUACACUGCUCCUGAGUCCACCAGACGAGGACGCACCUCCAGAAAAUAUGUCCGUAAAUGUUAAUCUUCGCAUUCAAGCACCAGAGGGCGAAGGACCGCCUCACCAGAUACAGCAGCAGCAGCAGCAGGAUGUGCCAACAUCAAAUGUCGAAUAUUUCCAACGUGAUAGCAGUCGUCUCUUCAGUUCAGUCGCUGCUGCUGGUCAGGACUUCGAGGAAGUUCCAUCGCCGGUUCCAGCGGUUCCAGCACCUAAGCGAAUUUUACGACCGGUAAGUCCCGCAAUGAACGCAACCACAUCCACAGGGUCGGACAAUCGCAGUUUUUCGGAGCCCCGGCCGUUUGUGAUCGGCGUGUGUGGCGCCAGCUGCAGUGGCAAGACCACGGUCUGUGACAUCUUGCGGGCUGAGUUCAUGACGACCGAUAGUCGAGUGGCGUUUUUGCCUUCGGACAGCUACUACAAGUCCCUGACGGACGCGCAAAAAGCCCUCGCGCACGAGGGAAAGUACGACUUUGACGUUCCGGAAGCUCUGGACUGGCAGGAUUUGUUGCGGGAUCUCCGCACGUUAAAGCAAGGCAAGGAACCCGUGCAACUGCCGAUGUACAGUUUCAAAACGCAUUCGCGCAUUCAGCUACCCGAAGACGGCAGUCCUUUUCCAGACGACGUGGACUUGACCGGAGUGAGUGGAGGCGACGUGCUACAGCCUAGCGACGUGAUUAUCGUGGAGGGCAUUCUCGUCUUCGCGGCUGGGCAAGCCUUGUUGGACGAGAUCGACAUGAAAAUUUUCAUCGACUGCGACUCCGAUGUGCGUUUGGCCCGACGCUUGCAGCGGGACAUCGUAGAGCGCGGCCGCGAGUUCGACGGCAUCUUGAAGCAGUAUUUGCGCUUCGUGCGGCCCUCGUACACCAACUACGUGGAACCCUCAAGGCGUUAUGCGGACGUCAUCAUCCCAAACAACAACCAGGAGCACACUGAGGGCGUAGCGUCUUUGCGUCGAAACUGCGUCAUCAGCAUGAUUCUCGACCAUAUCAAGCUGCAUCUCGCCCAACGACGCCGCAUUCGUCGUCUAGAACAAAAACAACAAGAGCAGCCGCAACAAGGUAACAUUUCGGAGAAAAGAACAGCAACGUCAAAAGAUAGCAGCACUUCUAGCAACAACCCGGGAACGCUCACACCUAAUCAUCAACAUCUAAAUAAUCUACUAACAUUAUCCAACCCCUUCUCCCGCCCGGUCUCAUCUCCGACGUCACAUGAUGUUCCGGCGAGCUCAGUGACAGCACGAUGGGAAAGCAGUUCUGCGGCCGGAACGCCAGUUAUAGGGCCACGAAAAUUGAAACAGAAGCAGAACUAGCUAGUCUAUGUCAUGAUGGGUAUGGAUAUGAAUCAGUUGCUAAAAAUGAAAUAGUUACUAGCUUUCCCCGGGUUGUCAUGAUAGGUAUGGGGUGAGAAGAUCAACAGAUGUGCACAGAAUAAAUGCUCGUGUUGUUCUUCGAGCCAGAUGAUGUCUAUCUUUCAGGAAUAAACUUGAAUUAUUGAUCCAUCGAUGAGAUUUAGAGUGUAGCAUUCUUAUGAUUGAUUAUAUAAGUACAUGUUUUAGUUUUCUUCUCAAAGCACAUAAGUAAAGCGGCGCUCAAAGCACAUAAGUAAAGCAGCCGGCUAGUUUUCCCUCUACUCGUAGACUUAUCCCUUCAAGCAAUAUAUACAUGCUUUCCUCUGACUUCCUCGAGGGCAUACUAGAGAUAUCUUUAGGAUUACAUAUUUUAGUAUGACACUGCAGAUUUUACUGCAUUCAGACUUAUUGUAUUAGGUUUUGUUGGAAAAGAUGAGAAGGCAGGGAAGAACAGACGCGGCACGAACAGCUUUCGCCGUAAAGCUGCACUAGUGGAAGAGCGUACUGAUACCUUCAGAAAAUUGUUUUUGUAUCUAAGCAUUCAGAGUUUCUUAUGAAAUUUCGCAUUCUUUCACUUCGCGUUACUUUGUGAUACAAGAAAAAAUCCUUCACGAUGUACAAAUUCUUUGGAACACAAAAGAGAGAUUUCUUGUAGCAUUCAUGCUUAGUCAUUAGAGAUUAGUCAAAAUGAUUCCUUCAUAGUGUUAUAAAAAGAAUUGGAAACAACAAGGCACUAAGUAAAGGUAUAACUACGUAAUGUACAAAUCGUGUAAGUGUUGUGAUUAUGAUUUCUUCGAUUGUAUAGAUAAAUAGUUAAUACACAUGAUUUCUUACCAAAAACUUUUAGAAACGCACUGUCUACUGUGUCUAUGGUGUUAUAGAAACGAACAAAGCAGACAACUUCCACUUCGGUUUAUGUGUGCCAUGAAAUUAGGAUUCCCCUCUUGUAAUUAUCAAAGUCAAAUCAUGUCCAAGACGUCAGAAAAGCCUGAAAUCCAUUGCUGAAUGCACAAAGAACUCAUAUCCAAAUCGAACUCACAU
Messenger RNA from Amoebophrya sp. A25, 7179 nucleotides. NCBI's taxonomy places the organism in Eukaryota, Dinophyceae, Syndiniales, Amoebophryaceae. The record is from the annotation of a GenBank genome assembly.